GGAGCGUUGCCGCACCGCGCGGGGGGAGCCGAUGAAUCAGCUGCCUGAUCUUCACUAGCGAUGAUUGAGGUCUUUAUACAGUGCUCCGAUGGAUUAAUCCUUGAGCAUGGAUUAGCUUUACUUUUUCUGGAGAAGGAGCAUGGAUUAGCUAGGAUGAACAGUAAUCAGAUUUGGUUCCUGUAAUCCUUGAUUGAUUAAUCAGAUUUGAUGAACAGUAAUCAGACAUGGUCGGCAGCAAGAUAGGCCCACAUUGCCUGCGCGGAGGAUUUCGCGAGCCCGUCGCUCUGGGCCUCGGGAGCGGCCUGCUCUGCUCGUGCUACCGACUGGACGGACCCUAGCUAUAAAAUGCCGACGAAUCCCCAACCCUAACUCUCCUUCCAUUUCCGAUCCUUCUUCCGGCCGGCGGCAGCAACAACACCCACUGGCCGAGCCUAGCAAGAAGCUUCUUUCAAGAAUGGAUGUCCUCAUCAAGAACCCCACCGGCAGCACGACCCCCCUGAGGGUCUACCCAUCGGACACCGUGCGUGAUGUCAAGGCAAAGAUUCAGGAACAAUACCCCCUCUUCUUUGGUGGGGUGCAGCUGGAUGACAGCCUUACACUGGCCAAUUACAACAUCCAGCAUGAAUCCACGAUCGACCUCCGCGAGAAGAUGAACAUGAAGGUCUACGUGACAGAGACGGUGGCGGGCAGGACCAUCACGAUCAACGUCAACAGUCUAGACACCGUCGAUAACUUGAAAUCCAAGAUCCAGGACCUUGAGGGCUUCCCGAAGGCUCAGCAGUGCCUCGUCUUUGCCAGCACGCGGCUGGAUGACGGGAACCGCACCAUGAUUGGCCACAACAUUCGGAAUGAGUCCACCCUUCUCCUUGUCCUCCUCCCGUGUAUUCCGAGAGGAGACAUGAUGCAGGUCUUCGUGAGGACGCUGGAUGGGAAGACCAUCACUCUUUGGGUUGGUAGCUUGGACACGGUCGGCAGUAUCAAGGUGAAGAUCUACGAGAUGAAGUACGGCCCUUUCCCUAAACAGCAGCGUCUCAUCUUUCAAGGCAAGCAGCUGGAGGACGGCCACGCAUUGGCGGACUACAGCAUUCAUAGGGAUUGUACCCUUCAUUUGAUGAUCCGCCAGCAUUCAUAGGGAGUCUACACUUCAUUUGAUGCUCCGCUACCUGUUUGGUUGUUGAGAUGGAUUGCCUGAACAGCGAUUGAACCACCAGUUCUAUUUUGCUGCCGUCUUACAGUAGCGGUGUGUCAUUUGUAGUACCACUAGUAUUGCUCCACUCUGUUACCAAGUAAAACUACCAUUCUUGUACGUUAAUGUGUUGAGUAGUUCUUGUUAUCUGUAAGAGAAAACACUAAUAUACUAUCAAGAUUCCUAAGUCUAUCGUCUUGGCAUCAGCAAGUUGAUUUAUUUAGAAAUACAUCCAGUUGCGGACAA
Messenger RNA from Triticum aestivum (bread wheat), 1432 nucleotides. RefSeq names its product polyubiquitin. The transcript is spliced from 2 exons. The record is from RefSeq and is a predicted model, not a curated record. Gene Ontology annotation, molecular function: protein binding. The coding region runs from base 455 to 1132 and encodes 225 amino acids. NCBI's taxonomy places the organism in Eukaryota, Viridiplantae, Streptophyta, Magnoliopsida, Poales, Poaceae.